Molecule: messenger RNA, 3675 nt
Organism: Hippocampus comes (tiger tail seahorse)
Lineage: Eukaryota; Metazoa; Chordata; Actinopteri; Syngnathiformes; Syngnathidae
Product: junction plakoglobin-like
Exons: 17
Coding region: 231-2465 (744 amino acids)
Biological process (GO): cell adhesion
Molecular function (GO): cadherin binding
Source: RefSeq, a predicted model, not a curated record
CUUCACUCCGCCCCGCUGGCCACUCUGCACGCCUGUGACACCAGAGACGAGAGCCAGAGAGGGCACGCGCAGCACUGCAAACCUCUGGAGCGGAUCUGCACCUGUACUCCGCAGACUGAGGAUUUAGGGACAGGGGACACAAGUUGAAAGCGGCACGAAGCUGCAACGACCUACCCGUCCAGUUCAACAAGGUCAGAGGUCAGUGAAAGCAGAAGUCCAAGUGGAGGGACAUGAUGUCCAUGCAAAUGAAUGAGGCGGACAGUGUGGUAAAAGUGGCUGAGUGGCAGCAGACCUACUAUGCUUCAGAUUCUGGCAUCCAAUCAGCAGCCACCACAGUGCGUGAUGAUGACAGCACUACUGGGUGCAGUGGCAGUAAAAAGUAUACAGGCAGUAUAACUACUACACCUGCAACAACCAGCGCUGGAACAGGAGCAGUCGGUGAACAAGAAAGCCCCACAGAUUUAGAUGCUCAGUACUCAUUAACCCGGGCCCAGCGUGUCAGGGCAGCCAUGUUUCCUGAGACACUGGUGGAGGGAGAGGCAGCCAUCCCGGUCCAAGCAGAUUCCACACAACAGAGCAACGUGCAAAGACUGGCCGAGCCCUCACAGUUACUAAAGACAGCCAUAGUUCAUCUGAUAAAUUACCAGGAUGAUGCCGAGCUGGCCACAAGAGCAGUGCCGGAGCUCACCAAGCUCCUUGCAGAUGAUGAUCCGGUAGUGGUGAACAAGGCAGCCAUGAUUGUCAACCAGCUCACUCGUAAGGAGGCCAGUCGCCGGGUUCUGGUACAAUCUCCAACCAUGGUUGGAGCUGUGGUUCGUGCCAUGACAACAGCAGUUGACAUGGAGACGGCUCGUUGCACUGCAAGCAUCCUCCACAGCUUGUCACACCAGAGUGAGGGACUGCAGGCCAUAUUUAAGUCCGGAGGGAUACCGGCGCUUGUCCGCAUGCUGAGUUCACCUGUGGAGACGGUUUUAUUUUACGCUAUAACCACCCUUCACAACCUUCUGUUGCACCAAGAGGGAGCCAAGAUGGCAGUGCGUCUUGCUGAUGGCCUUCAGAGGAUGGUGCCCUUACUCAAAAAGAGUAACCCUAAGUUCCUUGCAAUUACCACAGAUUGUCUACAGCUCUUGUCUUACGCCAACCAAGAGAGCAAGCUAAUAAUACUCGCCAACGGGGGCCCAGAGGGUCUGGUGUUCAUCAUGAGAAACUACAACUAUGAGAAGCUUCUCUGGACCACCAGUCGCGUACUCAAAGUACUGUCUGUGUGUCCCAGCAACAAGCCCGCCAUAGUAGAAGCUGGAGGUAUGCAAGCUUUGGGUCAGCAUCUUACGGGGUCGAGUCAGCGUCUGAUUCAGAACUGUCUAUGGACGCUUCGCAACCUGUCAGAUGCUGCAACUAAACAAGAAGGUUUAGAUGGUCUGCUGCAGAUAUUAGUCACUCAGCUGGGUUCGGAUGAUGUCAAUAUGCUGACCUGCGCAACAGGCAUCUUGUCCAACCUCACUUGUAACAACUCACGCAACAAGACUCGAGUCACUCAGUUUGGCGGUGUGGAGGCACUGAUCCAUGCUGUACUGCGUGCUGGUGAAAAAGAAGAUGUUGCAGAGCCGGCGGUUUGUGCCUUGCGUCACCUCACGUCGCGCCACCACGAUGCUGAGCUGGCCCAGAAUGCUGUGCGGCUGCAUUAUGGUGUCCCUGCUGUGGUCAAGCUGCUGGGACAACCACACUACUGGCCUGUUAUAAAGGCUACUGUUGGCCUCAUUCGGAACCUUGCGCUGUGCCCAGUUAAUCAAGCACCUCUGAGGGAUGCGGGGACAAUCCCACGUUUGGUAAAUCUACUGUUAAAAGCUCACCAGGACACACAGAGGCAUGCCUCGUCUUCCCAGCAGACAUAUCAGGAUGGUGUCCGUAUGGAGGAAAUUGUGGAGGGCUGCACAGGAGCACUUCACAUUUUGGCCAGGGAUCCUAUUAACCGAGGAGAGAUUGCGAGCAUGCAGACCAUACCGCUGUUUGUGCAGCUGCUGUACUCAUAUGUGGAGAAUGUGAAACGAGUAGCUGCAGGAGUUUUGUGUGAGUUGGCGCUGGACAAACAGUCUGCGGAACUCAUUGAUGCAGAAGGCGCAUCGGCACCACUCAUGGAAUUACUGCACUCCAACAAUGAAGGAAUUGCCACCUACGCUGCAGCAGUGCUAUUUCGAAUUUCAGAGGACAAAAGCUCAGACUACAGGAAAAGAGUGUCAGUGGAGCUCACGCACUCGCUCUUCAAACAUGACCCUGCUGCCUGGGAAAUGGCCCACACAGUUCCUUUGGAGUCCACAUACUUGGCUGAUGAGUUAGAUGGUCCAUACCCUCCUUAUGGCUAUGCUGACCUGCCUCUGGACACUCUUCCAUUAGAGCCUGAUCUCCAUGAGUCCUACAUGCCUGAUAUGACCUAUGACGCAAGACAAACCUUCCCUGAACCACUCUAACAGGAACAUAAAACAGAGUCCAAUCAAUACAGAGGAUUAAUACAUCACAGAAAGAAGGGACUGGAGGAAUUUGUGAAGGAAGUAAGAAAGUUUCUGAAGGUCUUCAUGAUGGAGAAUCAAGCCUUUUUCAACCUUGGCAAUCAAGAACUUGAAGGAGACCGGUGACUGAAAGUGUUUAUUGUUGGUGUAAAUAACACAACUGUUAUUUUGUUAUGAUGUCUUACAGUGGGGUGAAAGUGUACUGUUACACGGGUAACUUUUAAAAGCAGUCACAAGAAAAUGUUUCCUUGACAGCAAGGGCAUGCGGGACAAGCAUUGACAAAUCAAAAUGAAAAUCUGAAAAAAAAUCUGAGAAUACUGAAAUCUUCCUUCAAAAACACAUACCGUGACAUUAAAUGAGACGGUUUGGCUCAACAAUGGUGAUGUACUGAUUUUUUUUUUUGGGGUGGGGCUAUUUUAAAAUAACUGAUUUCUGGAUGUCAUGUAACACAAAAAAAUGUCAUUUUUAAACAAAAAUAUGUCAAUCUAAUAUCUACCAAAUGCUACCCGUGUAUUCCUGCUGUCAUUUAGAUGUCUCCUCUGUGUAUUUGAACUGUUCGCAUUUCCCAGAGUGCCCCUAUGUGGUUGUUGCAUGGUCUUAUAAUGUGUCUAAUUGACAAAUUUUUCACCUUUGCAUACUGAGAACCAAACGGAUAUGAGGGAGGUUAAAGUGUAUGUCGCAGUAUGUUGGCCAAUUAGUUAAAAGCAACAAUAACAACAACAAAAAAAGGGUAGAAAUUACACCAACUCAAUGCCUCGUUGUCUCUAUUGCCCCGCCCCCCAAAAAAUGCUUUUAUUGCAGUUAAUUUGUUAAGUUCUAUACUUCACCUUUCAUCUUGUUCAUAUUUUCAUGGAGAAUUAUCUUGAAUUAACAACAGUAGUAAGUUUCUCCUUCACAUCAAGACGGUGGAGGAAUUGAAGCUCUAACUUAAAGUGUAUUAAAGAUUCAAGCGUGAAUUGGUUUGGUUGGUCAGUAGUCAACAUUUUUGUGCUUCUUACAUCAAGAUCAACUGUGGUUAUGAAGUGACUGUGUUUGGUUGCGAAAUACCACCAGAGGAACCUUCUAUGUUAAAAAAAAGCACAACUACAAAAACAGUAACAUAAUUUGUUCUGAGCCAUUAACAGAGUUGUAGUGUACCUUAAUCUGAAUUUAAUUAAAGCUCUUAUUUGA